AUGGCCAACACCUAUACUAAGAUUCAAUUGCUUCAAGCAAGCGUGGACCCGGAUAACGAGAUGGAAAGCGAGUUUCGAGUCCUAGUCGAUGGCCAAUUCGUCAAAUACAUUACCAUCGAUCCUGGGCUCUACGACCCUGACGACAUGUGUUUUCCCCCUGCUUUUGCAUCGCUCUUGCCACAAUUUCCAGAUGGAGACUGGAAUGAGGGCCGCAUCUCCCGCGACCCGACAACAGGAACCCCGCAUCUCGUUACCUCGAAAGUCGAUCUUCCGGGGAUCCCAGAUAUUUGGCAUCCUGCUCAAGUCGAUCAUCUCGAGCUUCACGUAGAGAAUCAACUACGUUCGAAUGUUCUCGAGGUCGCAUGCGAUCGCUUUGAUUCCGUCGUCAUUGCGAAAUUCGCGCGCUUUCCUUGGGAGCUGCCGCGAUUAGAGGCCGAAUCGGCAGUGUACAAAUGGCUCGAAGGCCAUGGAAUUGGCCCUGCGUUUCUGGGUCAUUUGACUGAAGAAGGCAGGGUGAUUGGAUUCAUCAUGGCCCGGAUUACACACAGUCGACAUCCUACGCCUGGGGACAUCGACGUGUGCAGGCUUGCUUUAUUGAAAUUGCACAAAUUGGGAAUCAAACAUGGAGACAUCAACAAACAUAACUUCCUUUUACAUAACGGGAAUGUGACCCUCGUGGACUUCGACAGCGCAACACGGGUCACGAGUCAAGAAGAGCUAGACGAAGAGCUUCAUUCUCUAGAUAGCCAACUACGAGAUACAUCUGGGCUUGGCGGUGUUAUCAUGGAAGAACUACGUUGA
This is a messenger RNA of Penicillium cinerascens, 801 nucleotides long. RefSeq lists its product as uncharacterized. NCBI's taxonomy places the organism in Eukaryota, Fungi, Ascomycota, Eurotiomycetes, Eurotiales, Aspergillaceae. The transcript has a single exon. The record is from RefSeq and is a predicted model, not a curated record. Bases 1 to 801 code for a protein of 266 amino acids.